AUGAGGCGACCGCAGCGUCCAGCUUCGUCCCUUUACCUUCACUGCUCACCUCUUUGUGAAUCACCCUUCAAAAUACCCCCGACCCUUUUUUUCCUGCCCGCUGUAAUCAUGUUUCUUCCUCUCAUUAAAACACAAACAGUUGUUGAAAAUUCAAAUCAAACUGAACAUUUCUCAAACAUUACAAUUGAACAUUUAAAUAUUUACGAUGAUAAUAAUUAUAAAGAAAAGUCAGAUAACUACUCCAAAGAGCUUAUAAAUAACUUAAAUACUUUAUAUCCUACAUUACCGAAUAGACAUACAGCGAAGUAUACUGAAGUAGAUUAUAAUCAAACAAAAAGUAACGAUAAUAAUAAUACUAUAGUUGAAACAGAAUUCGUACCAUAUAAAAGCAAGAGCUUUCAUCAUGAAUAUGAUGAAAUUAAAGAUGAAAAUUUAACUUUAUCUUCAAAUAUUCCUAUGGUAACAAAAAAUAUCAAUUUAACAAAUUUUGAUCAAAUUUCAACUGAAAAAAAUGACUUGGCAAAGAGCGUACCUCUGUUUGAUAACAAUACAAAUUUGGUUCAAGAUAUACAAGAAAAUAAUUUAAAUACAAACGAAAAUGUUUCAAACAAUUACGUAACCAAAGCAAUAGAUGAAUCAAUGGGAAAAUUAAAAGUGGAUAAAGCGACACAAACAAAAAUAUUCUACGAUUACUUUACAACAGUCAAAAAAACGGUUGAAUCCAAAUCAAGCCAACCUAACAUUAACUAUGAUAAGAAAGGUUUCGACAUGGUCGAAUUAAACGAAACGAUUAAUGAAAAUAAUGAUACCAAAGCUGAGAUAGGUCGUACUACGGUGUUUUCAAAUGAUUCAUUUUUACAACCUGACACAUCCCUUGUUCCUCAAAUAACAGGAGUAUUGCAAUCAACACGACCCCGAUUCACGGAAGAAUUGCCAAAAACAACCACCAACAGAAUAGUUUCGAUAUUGGGACUGUUCGAGCUGACAGUGGGCCAGUCUCCGAGGGCUGAAGGAGCUUCAGAAUUGGCUGCGGCGAAACUAGCCGUAAACCACGUCAACAGUCGCGCGCUGCUGCCAGGAUACAAACUCCAUCUCAUCACCAAUGAUACCAAGUGCGAUCCAGGAGUAGGCGUGGACCGAUUCUUUCACGCUUUGUACACAGAGAGGGAAUCCAGGAUGGUGAUGCUGUUGGGGACGGCCUGUUCCGAAGUCACUGAAAGCAUCGCUAAGAUAGUGCCCUACUGGAAUAUAGUUCAAGUAUCCUUUGGAUCGACAUCGCCAGCGCUGAGCGACCGCUCCGAGUUCCCGCUCUUCUGCCGCACCGUGGCUCCCGACUCCUCGCAUAAUCCCGCCAGGAUUGCGUUCAUAAGGCAACACGGAUGGGACACAGUAACAGCCUUCUCACAAAACGAAGAGAUAUACUCCCUGGCAGUUAAUGAGCUGGUAACGCAGUUGGAAGCCGCGAACAUCACCUGCGCUGCCUCUAUCACCUUCGCAGAGUCUGACUUCAAAGAACAACUUCAACAGUUGAAGAAAUCAGAUAUUCGAAUAAUAAUCGGCAGCUUUUCGCAAGAGAUGGUGCCGAAGAUAUUUUGCGAGGCGUUCCGACUGGGCAUGUACGGCGCGGAGUACGCCUGGCUUGUGGCGGGCGCGCCGCCGCGUCUCCGCGUUGCCGCGCCUUGCGCGCGUGCACAGCUGGCGCGCGCGCUCGAGGGGCUCGUGUCCGUCACUGCGCACCGGGGGAUUGCGGGGGACGUGGUCUCGUUUUCUGGACUGACAAAUGAAAUGUUCCACCGUGAGAUGGAAAGGGCGGGAGUCCCAGUUUCUCCCUUCGCUCCUCACACGUACGACGCAGUGUGGGCUAUCGCGUUGAGCCUCAGCAAGGCAGAGCUGCUAUGGAGGAGUUCAGAGACUCUAAACAACACGUCGAGUAAAAGUUCAAGGCUUGGUCUGGGGCAAUUCGAUUAUGAUCGGAAGGAUAUGGCAGAGGAAUUUUUGAACCAAUUUGCUAAUCUCAGCUUUCUUGGAGUAUCUGGACCCGUGUCCUUCAACGGCGCUGAUAGGAUCGGGAUGUCGGCUUUUUAUCAAAUACAAGGUGGUCGUCCGAAAACAGUGGCGCUGUACACUCACGGCCGCGAGAUGACGUGUCCGGAAUGCUCGCGACCACACUGGGCGGGGGGAAUUCCUGCGGCCAGAAGAGUGUUGGUGUUACGGGUGGACUCUGUAUGGGCUCCGGCGAGGCUGGCGGUCGCCGUAUUGGCGGCUGCUGGUGUUGCUCUGGCGUUGGCUUUUCUCGCUUUCAACUUGCAUUAUAGUAAACGGAGGUCAAUUAAACUGUCGUCUCCUCGUCUGAACAACAUGACCCUGAUUGGAUGCGUACUGGUGUACACCGCGGUGGCUCUACUGGGAGUGGACAACGCUACGCUGCCUUCAUAUGUCCCCUUCUCUGCUAUGUGCACUGGCAGAGUGUACAUUUUAUCAGCAGGAUUCUCACUCGCAUUUGGAUCCAUGUUUGCGAAGACAUAUCGAGUUCAUCGAAUUUUCAUAAGCAAUCGAAGUGGCGUAUGUAAAACGAAGCUUCUACAAGACACCCCACUUAUUUCCCUGGUGUGCGCACUGUUGGUCAUCGACGGCAUGAUCGUGACUCUUUGGGCCAUCCUGGACCCAAUGGAGAGGCAUUUGAAGAACCUGACCAUUGAGAUCAGCGCGACGGAUCGCAGCGUGGAGUACCAACCACAGAUAGAAGUUUGCAAAUCUCAAAACACAACGGGUUGGCUGUGCGCGCUGUACGCGUACAAAGGUCUCCUGCUCAUCGUUGGCGUCUACAUGGCCUGGGAGACCAGGAACGUCAAGAUAUCCGCCCUCAACGACUCCAAGUACAUUGGCAUCAGCGUUUACUCGGUCGUCAUAACCAGCACUAGUGUAGUCGUCAUCGGGACUAUAAUAUCCGAGAGGGCGACCCUCGCGUACAUCACUAUAACCAGUUUAAUAUUGACAACGACUACGUCAACACUAUGCCUGUUGUUUCUGCCGAAAAUUAUUGCAAUUAGAAACAAAUCUGAAGAUGAUCCGGUAAUACAAAGCAUGGGGCUGAGGCUAGAAUGUAAAACUAGAAGGUUCAUCACCGACGAAACCCAAGAGUUGCAGUUCAGAAUCGAAAUACAGAACAAAGUGUACAAGAGAGAAGUAGCUGCCCUCGACAAGGAAAUUGGCAGGCUGGAAAAACUGCUAGCGGAGCCUUUGGAAUCAACCAGCAGUUCUAAUGUUUCUAUUGUACUCCAAAAACGGACGGAACUAAACACAGUAGAUGAAGAAAGCAGUCGUCCCGAUAAUCUUGACAAAAGAACCCCAAGUAUCAGUGGAGGACUGCCCAUGCUGCUACUAUCUGUCUUACCUCCAGUGAUCCCUCGAGCAAGCUGGCCUUCCGCAGAAGCAUACCGAGGCAGAAACUCUGUCAGCUUUAGCUCCCAACCAAAACUCAACUAUAGGAAAUCCCAACCAGCAAUAGAUUUAUACAAUCUCUGUCUAAACAAACGAGAGGAAAACCAAGGCUUCCUUAGCAGAUUGAAGAGCUUCUUCGGUAGUAGACCGUCCAGUAGAAAAGCGUCGACUAUGUCCAUAGCCGACCCAACUGGUCAGAGCAUUGCUGCCGCUUUGAAGUUGCACGUUGGCAUGAUCGCUGGACUCGUGCCAGGGAAUAGAAAGCACUCAAUGGUUUUGUCGUGUAAUACACUGAACGUGCCACAGCCAGAGUUGAAGUUGCGCAGGGAAUCAUACGCAAAGAGCGGUCCCAUCAUUCGAAUAAUAGACGACGAGCCCUCGUGCUCAAGAUAUUCUUCCGAAAGGAGUGUCUCCUCUGGCACGCAGAAAUACGUAGCUGAGCCAGAGACCAAGGUAAACUUCAUGCUACCUAACACGCAUAAAAAGUCAAUGUCUCAUCAGAACUCCUGUGAAAGGAUAAAGGGGUCGCCACGGUUCCCUCACAGGAUAGCCCCAGCCACGACUAGCUUGACAACGUUGGACAGCAGACGGAAAACAAGCGCUGACAGCGUCUUCCAUAUCUCUGAAGGUAUAUUUGCUGAACACCGACGGUACAGUCAUCAGAAUGUUUACAACCAGGAGUCCAAAAGUAAGACGACUUUAGAAAGCAGAUGGAAUUCCACAGAGGAUUCACGACCAGGUCCUUCUGGUGCUUAG
Molecule: messenger RNA, 4197 nt
Organism: Parnassius mnemosyne (clouded apollo)
Lineage: Eukaryota; Metazoa; Arthropoda; Insecta; Lepidoptera; Papilionidae
Source: the annotation of a GenBank genome assembly